CCCGUUAAGUUGCAACUGGUUAGUUGUUGUUGAAAAGUGCAUGCCGUGGCAAAGGAUCCUUCUCUGAGCUGGAAUUUCACAGACCCCACACACACCCGCCCUCCCUGCCUCGCUGGCGAUUUUUCCCAACUGCUUGUAAUGCCUUCGCUCUUUUGAACGCCCACACCAACUCCGGGCAAUCUGUUCGUCGUGCCAAGCUGGGCACGACUUGUUCCCGGAAGUGUUUUGCACCUAGAGCAACUACUACUAGGCUGUGAGGGAACGAAGGUCACCUGCUGAAAAGAUCAAAAUGGGAUUCAUCUUUUCAAAGUCUGUCAAUGAAAGCCUAAAGAAUCAGAAGGAAUUCAUGCUUAUAAAUUCUCGACUUCAGCUAGAAAGGCAACUUCUGAUGCAAAAUCAAAUGCGCGAGAGACAGAUGGCCAUGCAGAUUGCGGGCACAAGGGAGUUUCUCAAAUAUUUUGGAUCAUUUUAUGGCCUUACAACUGUGGGCCUAACAAUUGGAGCAAUAAAAAAUAAGAAACCUCAACUCUUUAUUCCAGUUAUACCUCUGAGCUUUAUACUUGCAUUUCAGUAUGAUAAGGGGUAUGGAACUUUACUACAAAGAAUGAAAUGUGAAGCUGAGAACAUAAUUGACACAGACUAUGCUGCACUAGAAAUGCCAAAAGGACCUAUCACUUUUGAUGAUCUUGAAAAAGCCAGAAGAGCACAAAGCAAAAUUUUUAUUGAGAAAUAAAAUAGGCUGACUUCAAUACCCUUUGUGGGUAUCCAUCAUAAUAGAUCGUGAAAUACAUAGUAAUGGCAGAGAAGGGAACAGAGUAAAGACACUAUUACUGAAAAGAAAUCCUACCGACAACCUGCAUAGUCCUUGUGCACACAGUCAAGUUUUUGUGCAAUAUUUUCAUAGAAGGGUGCAGCUGCUUUCUAAAGUGGUGUUUUAAGUUUUCUUUACACACUUUCCAGGGCGCAGGACAAACAGUAAUUCAGAAAAAGAACGGAGUGGUUUCUAUUGCCCUGAUGAGUUGAUUUGGAACAUAGACCUUUUCAUCUGAAAAAAGCAACAACCCUUUUCAUCUGAAGGUUUUUUUUUUACAUCAGUACAUUGUUCUCUUUUAAAAAAACACACUUCAAGAACAAUUAAUUGAACUGUUAGGCAUUUUGAUCCAUGAGCAUGGAAUCACAACCAAAUGUGUGUGUGAAACACUUGUAGCUCUGAAGA
Notechis scutatus (mainland tiger snake) is the source of this 1216-nucleotide messenger RNA. NCBI's taxonomy places the organism in Eukaryota, Metazoa, Chordata, Lepidosauria, Squamata, Elapidae. The record is from RefSeq and is a predicted model, not a curated record.